Messenger RNA from Suillus paluster, 1491 nucleotides. RefSeq lists its product as uncharacterized. The record is from RefSeq and is a predicted model, not a curated record. The transcript has 5 exons. Bases 1 to 1491 code for a protein of 496 amino acids. Lineage: Eukaryota; Fungi; Basidiomycota; Agaricomycetes; Boletales; Suillaceae.
AUGAGCUCACAGACAUUCUACGCAUCGAGUGCUCACUCGAGGCGUAUUCAGCCAGCACCUCGUUGCCGUGCAAAAGUUCAACUAAGCAAGGAAGCACGAGCCUUGCUGACAGCUUCUCGCCGCAAGAAAUCACAACUAUUCAAGACCGUGCUUGAUGAUGUGUGGACUAACAUUGACGAAUCCAUCAAGACGAUUGCGUCCUCUAAUUGCAAGAGCAUUCGUCGUGUCCAGCAGGACUUGCAUAUGGGUCAAGGGCUCUUGUGGACGAAGCAUGCCAAAUUGAGCAUGUGGAAUGUGUUCUGCUGGAAGAAAAAUCAGACCGCAGACGAAGAAAAUGGACUGUCUGGGAAGGCAGUCCUGCAAGACCUUGUCCAGGAGAAUCAUGCCGAGUAUCACGAACUCAAUGACGACGCGAAAGCUAGCAUUUUGAAGGAGUACGAGGAAUUCAAGGCCACAAAAACUACUGGCACUCAUAUAUCCACCAAAUCAAAGGUCAACGAUGUUACUCAGACCCUCAAGGCCGUCGAGAAUGAGUUAAAUAGCUUAAGAUCCCGAACAGGCACGGAAACGAUACUAUACACGACGUGCGGCUCUACUGACCUGCCACUCCGUGGGGUUGCCUUCGCAACACAUGGCAUUGAAAAUUUCAUGGAGUCCAUCAUGAACGUUGAUAAUCAAGAUCUUGUUGGUAAGAAGGAAGGUUUUGCAAUGAGCGGGAUAUGCGGUGCUGCUCAAAAUCAUCAAAAAUGUUGUUCCAAGAUUCGCGGCUCAAUCAGAAACUUAAUUAAUGGGGAACUCCAGAACAUCACCGGUGACCCAGAUGCAAAGAUGCAAUGGGUUCACUACUGGCGCAACAUUGUUCAGCGCUAUCUUGUUGUUUGCACAGGGUGGCCUGACAAAAUCCCCUUUGAGAACCUUAGCAAAGUGUCUAGCUCACUCGCCGACCUGGAGAUGCUCGAACGGAAAUGGAAGUCUGGAAAGAUCCACUGGAGACGGUUGGAGAAUGAGAAGUUUGAGCAACUUCAUCGCGAGCGAAAUGAAAAACUCGACAGCGGUGCAAUUAUUGAACAUUGUCAUCGGACCCACUCAGACAAGGGCAAGAAAUGCACUCGCACUCGUUCUCCUGAUGAGAACAAUGAGAACGCCGACAACGACGACAGCGCAAGUCACACAUCACCUGUGCCACCUGCCUCUGCUUCUGCAGGCAGUUCUACUCGGACCGAACCUUUGGCAUCUACUCCUGCCAGUGGGAAUGGACUCUCUCCCAACCCAGUUGGCGACAGCACAAGCUGCACAUCACCUGCACCACUGGCCUCUGCUUCUGCGGGCAGUUCUACUCAGAUUGAUCCUUUGGCAUCUGCUCCCACCGGUGGGAAUGGACCCUCUCCCAACCCAGUUGGUGAUAUGUCAUUGGAUUUUGAUCCUAAUCUCUUUGAUCCUACUCUCUUUGAUCCCACUGCCUUCGAUACUGUCCAAUGGACUCUGCGGUGA